AUGUGGGCAUACUAUUCUGCGGUUUGGAUAUUGGUAUGGAUUCAACCAGCCGGCUGUCUCUUUCCGGGUGCCGUCCCCGAUGACGGCGAUGUUCGCCAUCUUUAUCCUGUCACACAGAUCAAUAUCGGCCUGAAGGACCAUGCCCAUGUGAUACCUUAUCUGUUCGGAUGGUUGGAGAAUAUCGACUAUCCGAAGAGUCGGCUUCGAAUCUCAUUAUACUUGCUGAACAAGGACGAUGCCUCAGAAAAUCAGAUUACU
Messenger RNA from Ostertagia ostertagi, 258 nucleotides. The record is from the annotation of a GenBank genome assembly. Lineage: Eukaryota; Metazoa; Nematoda; Chromadorea; Rhabditida; Trichostrongylidae.